Molecule: messenger RNA, 1040 nt
Organism: Phialemonium atrogriseum
Lineage: Eukaryota; Fungi; Ascomycota; Sordariomycetes; Cephalothecales; Cephalothecaceae
Exons: 4
Coding region: 110-940 (276 amino acids)
Source: RefSeq, a predicted model, not a curated record
UAGGCAGGAGACGGGGAGGGUCACAGAAGAGACACCGGGAGAGUGGGGGCGAUGGGCCGUCAGGUUCUGUGUCAAGCAUUUCAAAGGAGAGUAAGACGAUACCUGCUUUAUGUUAGAGUACUGCCCCAGGAAUGCCAUUGAUCCUAUACAUCACGUUAUUCGCCCUCACAGCAGGGCAAACCUUGACGUCGCAUUUCACUUCUACCAGGGGUAUUCUCCCCCAAUACGAAAUACGAAACAUCCCCGCAACGUGUUAAAUACUUCUGAGGUACACGAACAAAUGCAAACAUCACUGACGCCGCGCGACGCAGAUAUGUUCAUGUCUCCCGACAAGGGAUUCGACGAGUUACGACGCGUGCAAGGAGCACCGCCAAUGCAGCCGGACGUCGCUCACGACGCGAGUAGAGGAGAGCCUAGUAACACUCCCGUCAGCCGCCCCCGACUCCGACUCCCCAGGCCGUGGCAACUCAGCAGAAACCGAAAUGGUUAUCCUCCAAACUCCUUCAUCACAAUGGCAGAUAAGAGGCAUGUACUAUCUGCUGUCUAUUUUAUCUACUGGCUUGCAUUGUUAGGCUACGCGGUUACGGUACGCGUAGCUGCAGCACCUGGAACUGGUCCUGGACGGACAUUAGGUUAUAUCGAUCGAGCGCAAGACAUUGAAGUUUACUGUACUGUGGUCGUAGCCCUGCUUAUCACCGCUGCCUUUGGGCCACUUGCGAUCUUAGUUGUCCCAAUGUCAGCCGUCGCUAUUGGUUUGUGUAUCAUGGAGGCUAUUAGGCUAUCACAGAAUCCCCAUCGAAGGCAUGAGUAUAUCAUGCUCUCUGUUCUUCCAGGCCUCAUAUUUUUACCCAUGUUGCUGAAUAUAAGAGAGGUUUGGGUAUGGUAUGAGUGGUAUAUAAAGGGGGGGAAGGAGCUCCCGGAUGUAAAUAUAGUACAAUAAAGGUGUAAAGAGACCCUCCUAUCGUCGGCCAUCUUCCAUUAAGUCAGCUUAUUAAUAUCCUAGUUCUGCAGUAUCUCGAAUCUCCACUGCCGCUCAUGAC